AUGUCUCCUCAACAAGACAAAGGCAGAAAAGAAAGAACGACGGAAAAAAAUGACGGUUAUAUACGCAUUCUAUAUGGUUAUAUGCACAUUCUACGCGUCUGUGUUGGUUGCAUAACGCUAUUCAUAUUUCAUUUGCCUCUGAUGGGCUCUGUAUUACAACAACCAAAACAAGAAGACGAAGAUACGGCAUCAGCGAACAACGGCGAUAUAGAGUUUGCUACCGUCGGUGCUGGUUGUUUCUGGGGCACGGAGAAAUUCUUUCGCAAGCAGUUCGGAACAAAGUUGAUUUCAGGCUUUGUCGGAUAUAUGGGUGGCUCCUCAAAAGCCCACUAUGAAGAGGUGUGCACUGGGACGACAAAUGAUGCUGAAGUGUUGCAAGUGUCCUUCGACCCCAACAAACUUCAAUACAAGGAUUUAGUUCAUUUCUUCUUCCGCAUACAUGAUCCAACGACUUUGAACAAACAAGGAAACGACCGAGGUACUCAAUAUCGAUCUGUGAUCUUCACUCACACCAAUGAACAGCAGACAAUUGCCGAGGAAGUGCGUAAUCAAGUGCAGGCCAGUGGCAAAGUCAAAGGACAAAUUGUUACUCAAAUUCAACCCGCUGAUGGACUGCAGUUCUACAAGGGUGAACCCGCACAUCAGAGAUAUCUGGAGAAUAAUCCGGGUGGUUACUGCAACCAUAAACUCUACUAUUAA
Molecule: messenger RNA, 699 nt
Organism: Didymodactylos carnosus
Lineage: Eukaryota; Metazoa; Rotifera; Eurotatoria; Philodinida; Philodinidae
Source: the annotation of a GenBank genome assembly